Papilio machaon (common yellow swallowtail) is the source of this 1876-nucleotide messenger RNA. RefSeq lists its product as uncharacterized. Bases 229 to 1494 code for a protein of 421 amino acids. Lineage: Eukaryota; Metazoa; Arthropoda; Insecta; Lepidoptera; Papilionidae. The transcript has 5 exons. The record is from RefSeq and is a predicted model, not a curated record.
AAUGGUAAUCCGUUUACAAAUAGUUACAAACUUUACCACAAAGCGUUGCGUGGCGCUGCGAGCGUAUCAAACAAGCCGGUUGCAAUGGACCGUGAUUCUAAAAGUGGAUAGUCUGAACUCCACUAAUUAGCGUUAGACUAAACAUAGGACGAUAUUAGUGAGAGUGGGACGGACAAUAUAAGAUUGUACAAGUGCGAGUGAGACCGGAAACUUCGGCAAGCUUCCAAGAUGAAUUUGAUGUUUCGCAAGAACUUCAGCGGGGAGAAGGCGAGCUCGGGUGGCGGCGGAGGCGGAGGAAAAGCGCGGGGGGCUCUGGGCGCGGGCAGGAACGCUAAACGGCGCGAGCGCGACAGGUUCUGUAUGGAGGAACAUCACUAUAGGACUCAUCUGUUCUUCUCCGCGCCCAGGACAAGUGCGCAGUACACUGACUCAGGUUAUCGAGAUUCCAUUGGAUCAGGAUGGCAAGGUACUCUAGGGAAUUUAACUACCCAAAAGCGAUGUGGUCCGGUGCUGGGCGGGGGCUCAGGGUCGGAGCCGGAGCCCCCGCAGCCGCUAGUGACUCGGGAGCCGGGCGUUUCGCUGCUGCGCUGGGACCGACCAGCGCCGGAGCGCCGCCGCGCGGAGCCUGUCUCGCUGGCCACUCUAGAGAAGGACUGCUUCGUCAUACCAGCACACGCUCUUGACAGAUUCCUGCCUGAUGGUGUACCAUUGCCGGUGCCUCCACCCACACCGGAGAAGGGCAUAACAACGAAAACGACCCAAAAUUCCCUCAGCAUCCUAGAAAUAGCAGACCCGAAAUUAUGCAUAUUGGCACAUUUGAUGAGUCCCUUGGAACCUAUAGAACCUAUUUUAGAAUCACCCCUCGCUAAACCUUUAAUCAAACAGAAAAUGGCCGCGGGAGAAUUACUCAGUGAUAUUGCUCAAGCAAAUACGGCAGUUGGCGGAAUGUUAUUAGCAAAUAUGGAAAAGAAUUCAGAGUUCCCUUUCAUAUCUUAUUACGUUAUAAAUACAACACAAACGGAUCCAUUGUUAUUUUAUAAUAACCUUAGAGGAGCGUCAUUGAGUAAGUUUGACCCGAAGACGAUUAGGUAUUCGGCAGCACAUACAUUAGAUUUGUACAGCGAAGUUGCAAUGAUUUGUCGACCACCUUUCAACGACUUAGCCGGUGGUCCGAAGAAGUCACACACACCGACAACCGGAUUUAUUAUUAGCGUGUACAAGGUAUUCGAAGGUGACGAUGGUGAACGAUUCGAAAGGAACUGGUUAUAUUGGACAGGAGCGAGAAUGUUGUAUAGACAUUUGCCUCACACGGUCGGCAUGAGGAAGAUCGCACUGCACAAGUCAGUGGCAGCGCACGGCGACAAAAUGUACUUGUUGGUCUGCGAGUGUGCCAACUUGUUGGACGACUUGUCCGGUGCGGCAAUGCUAGUGACAGCUCUCCGAGCUCGCCUCUGUGGGUACACCGGCUUGUACAAACCCAUACAAACAUUCUAGUAGAGGGCCCAAGGCCAAGGCCUUGAUUGUGUAACGGACUUUACGGGAUAAAAAUCUCCAACAGAUGGAGUCUUUUCACUUUACACGUUUGAAAUUUAAUAAUGCAAUAAUUUAAUAUGUAAGUUGUAAUUCUAUUAAACACUAUUCGCGAAUUUUUAAAUUAAAUUAGAUACUUAAUUAGUAGAUUUGCCUAAAAAAAAACAAACAUUGCCGAUUAUUGCCAAUCAAUUAAAAGUUAAGUCCUAAUGCGUAAAAUGUUGCUUUGUUAAUGUUUAUUAAGGUAAUUUUGUAAAGUUAACUGGUGUUUGGACCAACAAUGCUUUAACACUUGGUCAUCAUCAGCACAAGUUGUGAGAAAUGGACCAAAGAACUAAUUAUAGAA